GACCACGUCCCAUGUCAGAAUAGGAAGUGCUGAUCUAGGAUCAUUCUCCCUUUUUAGAGCAUAAUGAAUCAGACUGUUUGGACAGGGAGGACCUGAUCCCAGAUCAGCGGUCUGAGAGGCUGUAUAAAGACAGGCCCUGAUGUGCUGCUUUGGGGCUGUUAUGUAUUGUAUUAAAGGCGCUGCUAUACCAGUAGAGUUAUUAUCAGGAUUGUGAUCAGAUGAAUGGCGUGCACGUAGCCAACGUGGAGUCAGUGCUGAGAGUGGAGGAGGAGGAGGAAGACGGAGGGAAAAGAAGAAGGAACGCGUCAAGGAGAGGUGGAGAGGUGGAGUACGACGUGGGACUGAGCAUGCUCAUCGACUCCCAGAACAACCAGUAUGUUCUGACCAAGCCCAGAGACUCCACCAUGCCCCGCUCCGAUCAACACUUCAUCAAGGACCUGGUCUCCGUAGUGAUGCUGUCUCUGCCAUGUGGUUGGCUGUGCACUAUGAUGGGCCUGCCCCCCAUGUUUGGUUACAUCAUCUGUGGAGUCCUCCUGGGUCCCUCUGGACUCAACAGCAUCAAGUCUAUGGUUCAGGUUGAGACGUUGGGAGAAUUGGGAGUGUUCUUCACUCUCUUUGUGGUCGGUCUGGAGUUCUCCCCAGAGCGACUUCGGAAGGUGUGGAAGACCUCUGUGCAGGGUUCAUGUUACCUCAGUCUGUUGAUGGUAGCUACAGGGCUGCUGUGGGGUCAGGUGCUGCAUGUCCGUCCCACCCAGACUGUCUUCAUCUCCUCCUGUCUCUCUCUAUCCUCCACACCACUGGUCUCACGCUUCCUGGCUGGGGGCGCCCGCCCAGACAAGGACGGGGAGCUGGACUACAGCAGUGUUCUCCUGGGGAUGUUGGUGAUGCAGGAUGUUCAGCUGGGGCUGUUCAUAGCCGUCAUGCCCACCCUCAUACAGGUGUCAUCUGGCCACCUGGACAGUGUUCUGUUUGGGGGUCUGCGCGUCCUCCUGCUCCUGUCCCAAGUCCUGUUCUCUCUGGCUGUGGUACUACUGCUGUGUGUUCUCCUCAAGUCCUUCCUGAUUGGUCCAUACUACAGGAAGCUCCAUGCUGAGUCUAAAGGCAGCAAGGAGAUCCUGGUUCUGGGGACCGCUGCCUUCGUAUUCCUCAUGCUCACCGUAUGUAACCCCCUCCUCACUCUUCCCACUCUCCUCUGUGAGAUAUAGCUCCCCCUCCUCACU
Salmo salar (Atlantic salmon) is the source of this 1220-nucleotide messenger RNA. NCBI's taxonomy places the organism in Eukaryota, Metazoa, Chordata, Actinopteri, Salmoniformes, Salmonidae. The record is from RefSeq and is a predicted model, not a curated record.